AUGCGGAUAUUGUGGCUUACCGUAUCGUACCGUACCCUGUCUGCAUGUUUGUCACCAGUUCCAACUGGCUCUCCACUGCUGCUCAACGUGACGGCAACAUCAUCUUCAUCUCUGCAUGUGAUCUGGUCGCCACCAGAAUCUGCACACAAAAUCGUACAGUACCGUAUUCAAUAUCGUGUCGUGAACACCGAGAACUUCACUGCGGCUGUUAGUUCGAGCUACGAAGACGAUGCUGAUGACGAUGCCUUUACUACCAAACCACCUGUUGUCUACAAUGUGUUGGUGAAUGCAAGUGAUGUGACGUCGGCAAAUGUGACCGCAUUGAAGCCGUUCACCGUCUAUGAAAUUACCGUAGCUGCCGUAACAGCAUUCGGUUACGGUCCAGACAGUGGUCCCUUGCGUAGGAGGACUCUUGAAGACGGUGAGAUUUUGAAGCAUUUGAGUAAUUUCUUACAUUUUCAGCCGAUGAUGAGGAUGUCCUACCUGGUAAGUGGUUGUCGUGAAGUGAGGCUAGCUUACAAAUAA
Messenger RNA from Cylicostephanus goldi, 525 nucleotides. The record is from the annotation of a GenBank genome assembly. NCBI's taxonomy places the organism in Eukaryota, Metazoa, Nematoda, Chromadorea, Rhabditida, Strongylidae.